Messenger RNA from Talaromyces atroroseus, 3582 nucleotides. RefSeq lists its product as hypothetical. Bases 1 to 3582 code for a protein of 1193 amino acids. The transcript is spliced from 5 exons. NCBI's taxonomy places the organism in Eukaryota, Fungi, Ascomycota, Eurotiomycetes, Eurotiales, Trichocomaceae. Gene Ontology annotation, molecular function: flavin adenine dinucleotide binding; acyl-CoA dehydrogenase activity. The record is from RefSeq and is a predicted model, not a curated record.
AUGAAGCGGAUUCUGGCGAAAGUGGCAUCCGCUCCCUGGCACCAUGUAGGGUCAGCGAAGCACCAUUCACGGUUCUUUUCGACAUCGAAACGCCAUCGACAGUUAAUGGACUUGACUGGAUUCACGGAAGAGCAGCUGAUGGUUCGUAAAGCGGUCUCGCAAAUCUGCUCUCAUUUCCCCUCGUCCUACUGGCAGGAAUGCGACCAGCAGGAGAAAGAUCCCAAGGAAUUCCAUGCAGCUCUUGCAAAGGACGGCUGGUUGGGUAUCGCCCUGCCCGAGGAGCUCGGCGGGUCGGGAUUAGAUAGAUAUUUCAGGCCCAAGCUGAGUCCUCAAGGAAUCUCCGAGGCUACAGUGAUGAUGCAGACUAUCACCCAAUCUGGCGCAGGCAUGGCAGGAGCACAGUCAAUUCACGCCAACAUCUACGCAACACAGCCACUGGCGAAAUUCGGGACGAAGGAGCAGGUAGAGAAAGUAAUACCCAACAUCAUCAAUGGCACCUGGCGGACAUGCUUUGGCGUUACGGAGCCCAACACAGGCCUCGACACGUUGAGACUCAAGACCAUGGCAACAAGAACCGACAAUGCAUACCUCGUGUCUGGCCAGAAAAUCUGGAUUACAUGUGCCCAGGCCGCUUCCCUAAUGAUCCUGCUCGCACGUACGACUCCCCUCGAGGAAGUUCAGAAACCGAAUGAUGGCUUGUCAAUGUUUGCUAUAAACCUGGACCGGGAAAACCCGGGUCUAGAACUCAAGAAGAUCAAGAAAAUGGGAGCUCGUGCAGUUGACGCUAAUGAGGUCUUCUUCGAUAACUACGAGAUCUUCGCGGAUACUUUGGUGGGUAAGGAGGGCGAUGGAUUCAGAAUAAUUCUUCAUGGUAUGAAUGCCGAGCGCUGUCUGCUAGCAGGAGAAGCUCUUGGUCUGGGAUAUGCUGCCCUAGACAAGGCCUCGCGAUACGCCAACGAGCGCAGUGUCUUUGGACGCCCUAUAGGCACAAACCAAGGAAUUGCACAUCCUCUGGCUGAUGUCUAUAUGAGACUUGAGGCGGCCAAACUUGCUACUUACCAUGCAGCACGCAUGUUCGAUGCUUCUAAGACUGACAGCUCAAUCUCAUUCAAAACCGUCGGAAUUGCUUGCAAUAGCGCCAAGUACCUAGCCGCAGAGGCCGCGUACUCAGCGUGUGAGCGAGCUGUUAUGACUCACGGCGGCAUGGGCUAUGCUGUUGAAUUCGACGUGGAGCGGUGGUUCAGGGAGUGCUUUAUUCCACGCAUUGCGCCGCCUCCCUCUCCCCCCGGUUGUUCCGUCAAUCCCGCUCACUCGAGUCUCUUAACUGAGAAGAUCACGAACGAGAUGGUCGACGCUGAGGAGCAAGUGCGAAGCCCCGCUGACUCGGCCGGCGGAGAUGACGCUGGACAUUCAGGCGCAGCCAAGGGCUCUGCAGUGAAGGACAAGGAAUGCCAAUACUGUCACCAAGCUUUCACAUCCUCCUCGCUUGGGCGGCAUCUCGACCAGUACCUCUUCAAGAAGAAGCCCGAUGGCAUCCACGAUGUCGAUGAGAUUCGUCGCAUCCGCAGUAGUAUUACCCGGCGACAGGCUCGCACCUCAAACAAGCACGAGAGCCCCGACGUAGGCGUUCGCAAAGGUCACAACGACUCACCGGAUGGCGGCGCUCAUGAUCCUGCCGCGCGCCUGCGCGACACGCCCCGGUUCCUCUUCAACACGCCAUCAUGGCAUGCAACCGGCGUAAUAAACGACCUGCCUGAGAGCACCACGCAGGAUGUAGUCAAUUCCUCGCGCACUCCCAUGCCUCAACCGCAGACAGUGGCUACUAGUUCGUUGGAUUAUACCCGAAAUUCAAAAGCCAAGGAUGCAGAUACCGUCAGAGCUUUGGAGCUGGCCCUGCAGGAAGUCUUGGACAACAUAAGAGCCGCAACAACAAUAAGCCGAGCCCGUCUGUCUCCCUUCGAUUUCGAUGUCCAAUCCGAGUCGUAUCCCGCCCUAGUUCUCAAGCUACUCCCCCCUCCUCCAGCGCUAUUUGCAACCCAUCCCUUUGCAACUCCCACAUCGUUUCCGAUGGAACCCCCUGGCGUGAGCCAAGUGGAAGUCGUCCGCCAUGCCCUUCGAGCGCACAUUGAACAAUGGCGCAACGGGCAGUUAGCGGCAGCCGACACAGGCAAUUCAGGUGGUCGCAGUAAGAAUAAUCAAGUGAAUGACCCGAGCGUAAUCAAUCGGACAGCUCAGCAACACGACGAGAUUAGCUCGCGGCACCUCGAUCUAGCCUACCAAAAUUGGAUGGUGUUACCCGCAGACGUCAAGAAAGACGCUUGGCAAUUGGAGCUUACUAGAGCCUUUGUGCGCGAAUCAGAAAAACGCAAGGACCUCGAAGGGCAACUUACCAGGGUGCAACAGGAAGCGAACCAGCUCCGGGCACAAGUUGAAAGACUGGGCUCGUGCCAAUGGCCGCGAGAGUUUGCGCUUUUCCCCCCAGAUAUGCUGCCUCUGUCACGUGAUGCAGCCCGCGAGCUAGACGCGCUGGAUAGCAGUACUGCUAACGCUGGGUCUUCGCGAUGGGAUUACGACAAUAUAGUUGCAAAAUGGAAGCGUGUUGUCAUGCACGACAAGAGUAUGGGACGAGUCGGCGUGGGCUCUUACAGAGGCGGCACCGAUGAGCCCGCUACAGAAUCUACCGCCACCCGCUCGAACAUGAACACUUCGAGUUCAGAAAUCAAUAAUGAAUUCUCGGCAUUUGGAUACGUAUCCCAAACCUCUGCUGCUGCUACUACUAGUGCUGGCGGCGGUGCCGCUGCUAUGCCCACUCAACAACAAACAUCGCCUUACGAUCUUUCGCACCAGCAGACCACAUACAGCACCCACCCGGCAAAACGGCAGCGUCUGAUGAACGGAUCGGGGAAAGACAUGGUCAGCUCUCAGGCUGAGACUGAGCACUAUGGAUCUGGUGGUCCUCAACAACUUGCCAACGGAAAUACCACUGCAUGGAGUCCGAACUCUGUACAAUCUCUCUUAACUUCAAGUAACCCGCCGUCCUCGUCGGUUCCGGCUCACACAAACGCUUACGACGUCGGCGUUACGGAUGACGACGGUACAGUCCUUUAUGAAGAAGCCUAUGGCGGUCUUUUAAAAACCAUUGUGCGACACAAUGAUCUGGCUAAGUUGACUCAAUACCUGCGGAAGCGCGUCAAUGCGAUCAAAGGCCAUGUUAAGGUAUACUAUUGGGAUCCAUUUUAUGUUGCUGCCGAGUCUGGUAGUACUGAAGCACUUGACCUGCUUUUUAAACAUUACAAUGAUCAUUUAACCGACACUGGGAGUAUACCAAUGAUACCACUUGAAAAACGACAACUCCACCUGCUUCACGUAGCCUGCCUCCAUGCUCGGAUCGAGACCGCACUGUAUCUUUUGGAUACUCAGCCAGGGCUAGCAAGCCUCCACGCCAGAAAUGGCGAUCGUCAAACGCCACUGAUCUCGACUGCAUCUUCCCUGACCCAUAUGCCGCACUACCAUGAGGAAGAUGAUGACCUUGAAUUGCGUUCCCACAAGGCUCGUGCCGAGGAGCUUCCGCUCGAGAUGUAG